Cavia porcellus (domestic guinea pig) is the source of this 984-nucleotide messenger RNA. Its product is annotated as zinc finger protein 136-like. Gene Ontology annotation, molecular function: RNA polymerase II cis-regulatory region sequence-specific DNA binding; DNA-binding transcription factor activity, RNA polymerase II-specific. Lineage: Eukaryota; Metazoa; Chordata; Mammalia; Rodentia; Caviidae. The coding region runs from base 145 to 984 and encodes 279 amino acids. The record is from RefSeq and is a predicted model, not a curated record. The transcript is spliced from 3 exons. Gene Ontology annotation, biological process: regulation of DNA-templated transcription.
CUUGGGGAUAUCCAGGAAGCUGAAAAAGAAUGCAAAAUUUACUGGAGAUACUUAAGAAAUGACAAGCUAGGGAAAUCCUACGGACAAACAUCUUGGAAUCAGUGUAAAGAAGUAUUCCUUUUUACUGCAGAAGGUAAUGUGAAUAUGAAAGAAGCAGAAAUACACCACAGUGUUCAGAUCCAUGAAAAAUAUUGCAGUGGAGAGAAAUCCUAUGUAUGUCAGCAGUGUGGAAAAGGGUUCACCAAAUCUGGACUUUUUAAGCAACAUGAAAUAAUUCACACUGGAGUGAAACCAUAUGUAUGUAAGAAAUGUGGGAAAGCUUUUAACAGACGGGCAAAUUGUAAAAUACAUGAAAGCAUUCACACUGGAGAGAAACCCUAUGUAUGUAAGCAAUGUGGGAAAGCUUUUAACACACAGGGAUAUUUUAAGAAACAUGAAAGAAUUCACUCUGGAGAGAAACCCUAUGUAUGUAAGCAUUGUGGGAAUGCUUUUACCCGACAUGGACCUUGUAAGGAACAUGAAAGUAUUCACACUGGUGAGAAACCAUAUGUAUGUAAGCAUUGUGGGAAAGCUUUUACCCGACAUGGACCUUGUAAGGAACAUGAAAGAAUUCACACUGGCGAGAAACCAUAUGUAUGUAAGCAAUGUGGGAAAGCUUUUAACACACGGCGAGAUUGUAAAAUACAUGAAAGAAUUCACAGUGGAGAGAAACCCUAUGUAUGUAAGCAAUGUGGGAAAGCUUUUAACAGACAGGGAGCUUUUAAGAAACAUGAAAGAAUUCACACUGGAGAGAAACCCUAUGUAUGUGAGCAAUGUGGGAAAGCUUUUAACACACGGGCAGAUUGUAAGACACAUGAAAGAAUUCACACUGGAGAGAAACCCUAUGUAUGUGAGCAAUGUGGGAAAGCUUUUAAAACACGUGCAUAUUAUAAGAUUCAUAUAAGAAUUCACACUGGAGGGAGACCAUAUAAACGACAUAUCUGA